GACGCGUAUAUAUACCCUCCCAUGCGCUCUUCCCUUCCUCACCAUCGUCGGCCCUCCCCGCCUCUGCAUCCUCUAUACAGCAGCCUCUCGCCUCAGCACUCGCCAAAGCAACUUCCUCGUCUCUAACAUUCGCAAUGUCUUCUUCUCCUGUUGCAUCGUCCUCCUUGCGUACCGUAUUCGGUACUUGGAACACCAAUACUACCUCCUCCCAGGAGAACAUCGACUUGGAAGCUCAAACCAUCUCGGGAACGCGUCUUCCCCUCCCCGCUACUAUCGUUGCUCCUACGCCAGUCCUGGCACGCACUUCACGCGACCAAGAGGGCACCGACCCCAUCGAUGACUUCUUCGGAGUCACUCGCACUCGAGGCACUUCAGACAGUCGCCAUGAUACACCUGCACUACCUUCCAUGGUGGAACAAGAUGUCGAAUCUCUUCCACCUCCCCCUUACGCAGAUUGUCGGGACUUGCCAUCCUACACUGCAGUUGCCGAACCUCCCACUCUCGCUAUGUACCUCUUCAAGUUUGGAUUCUUGUUCCCACUCUUCUGGCUCGCCGGAAUCGUCAUCCUCUUCUCCCCUCUCAGUGCGCCCGAGAACUGGGAACCCACAAAAACAGAGACUGAGAGGGUUGAAUUGAUCGAGUUGUUGAGGCGUACGGAGAGGAAGUGGGCUAAGAGGUGCUUGAUUGCUUUCAGCAUCCUCUCCAUCAUUGUCAUCGCUAUCACUUUGAUCGCUGCCCUCGUCAUGAGGUCGUAACGACCUUUCACCCAACUUCAUUUUCCAAUACUAUUCUCGAAUCACUCAACACUCCUCGUUUAUCGCCAAACUCGAAAAAUGGCUACCUUCAAGCUAUCGAUCAACUCGCUACGCGCUUCAAGCACUUCCUCCGCUUUCGCCAUGAACCGUCGCAUUCAAGUCACUCGCUCUCCCCGUUGCUUUACUCUUCCACCAUCGCUGAGCUUGCUCGCCAUUCAAUACUAUCAUUAUAUUAUCACACUUAUUCUCGUUAUUUCUCUUUCGCUUUUGGAUUCUCUGUAUUCUCCUCUGUAUCAUCUAGUCAUUUUUUGCUCUC
Messenger RNA from Somion occarium, 1071 nucleotides. The record is from the annotation of a GenBank genome assembly. NCBI's taxonomy places the organism in Eukaryota, Fungi, Basidiomycota, Agaricomycetes, Polyporales, Cerrenaceae.